This is a messenger RNA of Fomitiporia mediterranea MF3/22, 543 nucleotides long. RefSeq lists its product as uncharacterized. The transcript has a single exon. Lineage: Eukaryota; Fungi; Basidiomycota; Agaricomycetes; Hymenochaetales; Hymenochaetaceae. The coding region runs from base 1 to 543 and encodes 180 amino acids. The record is from RefSeq and is a predicted model, not a curated record.
AUGAGUCAGAAACGAUCUUCAAAACCAAACCGAGGCAGUAAUCAUAGUGAACGUACCGUCACGCCCGAUUUCCAAGAGGAACUAGAAAGAUAUCAAGCAUCCAUCAAGGGACUUGAAGAAAUACAAGGAAAGCUGGAACGCAGACUGGAAGCAUUCAAAAAGCUGCUUGAGCAGUUUAAUAAAGCAGAGGAUUUCCAAAGACAGGUUUCUCAGAGUUUCUCGAAGUACAUUGAAGAGGUUGAAGAGAGUAAGCUGGAUCCAUUUACACAGAAUCUCGUCAAAAGUCGAUUAGACGUAAUCCAUCACGAUAUAGUUCAUUUGAUUGCACGAUUGAAUCGUUGCAUAAACGAACAAGCAAAGGAACCAAUUCCUUGGUAUGAAGAGGAGUAUAAACGUUAUAAAGAUAAAAUAGAGAAUCACAAAGAACAGGCAAAAGGUUAUAUUGAGAACAAAAAUGCAGCUGGCCUCAGAGACCUUACCAGGAAUCAAGAGGAGUUUAGAAAAUCGAAAGAUCGCACUCAUCCUAGUUAUAAAUAUCUGUAA